AUGGGAAAGAUGAAGGCGCUAGCCGAGAAGAAGGUCAAGGAGGAGAAGCGUGCAUUGACGGAGGAGCUGGAAAUGAUUAUCAUGAUUGAAAAGCUGAAGGAGCUACGAGCGAUCAGAAGAUCGAAGCUAAGCAAGCAAGGGCAUUUCUUCCCAGAGGAAGAUGAUGAUUUUCUGGCGAGAGUUAAAGCGAGUGCGGAAGAGGAAGAGAGGGCUGCAGCAGCAGCAGCAGCAGCCGCCGAGCCUCAAAGAAUGUCGGGGAAUGUGGCAGAUGGGGAUCUGGAUGGCCCGUCAAAGGGCAUCUCCUUCUCGUCAAUCCAGCAGGCAGUUGGUGCGUCAUUGAAAGCCCAGUCAGAUGCAGUUGCUGCAGAUGCCAGAGACGACGGGAGAAAGAAAGGCGACGACGACAAGGACCCGCAGGCAAUGACGGCAAAGCAAAAAGUGUCUUCUCCUAUCGGCGCUGCGGACGUGAUGACCGAAAAUCGCGCGGGUGGUAAUGCCGAGCCCGACAAAAAGGGACUGGAACGUAAAGAUGACGGGGAACGGAGGGGAGAAGAGGCCGAAGAAGAGCAGAGAUCAAAAGCAAAUGCAAAAGAAGGACAAGGAGGUGGUGGGGAAAAAGACAAAGAAGGCAAGACACCGUCGUCGCCACCGCAGCAGAAGCAGCAGCAGCAGCAUGAGGAUGGGAGCGUAGGAGGACUGCCCACUUGGAUGUUUCAUUAUUAUUAUGGUGCCACAGUGGAUAUGGGGGCUCUGAUUGAGGUACGCCGCGCAUGGGAUGCGUUCAUUAUGUCUGGGGGGAGCCGUAUUCCAUCCCACUGGGUGCAGCCAGCUCCACCAUCAGAUCCCGUGUGGGCAUCGUAUCUGGUGACGAAUAAGAAGAAGCGUGAACAUCGGAAGUCGAAAAAAGACAGGAGAAAGAAGGUCCCGCAAGCAGCAGCAGCAGCAGCAGGAGGAGGAGGAGGAGGAGGAGACAAGAGCUGCCCUGACUCAAUACGACGAACGGACAGAGGAACAAAGAGGGAGAGAGAUGGAAGUAGUUCAAGGCCGGGCAAGCGAGUGGCCGCUUAAGCAUUGUUUGUUUGGAUUUUUUUUGACUGACAGAUGUAUAAGGGUUUUGUUUUUUCCCAGUUGUUUUAUAAUUUUUGUCAUCGUGAGCUCUUUCACGUCG
Chara braunii is the source of this 1168-nucleotide messenger RNA. Lineage: Eukaryota; Viridiplantae; Streptophyta; Charophyceae; Charales; Characeae. The record is from the annotation of a GenBank genome assembly.